AUGAAUUCAAUAACAGAUAAGAACAUAUGUAGAAAGCAUUUGCGAGAAGAUGAUGAUGAAUUAUAUGAGGAAUUUGAAAGUGGGAAGCUGGGGAAAAGAAUGAGAUUGGAUAGUAUUUUUGAAGGAUUAUCACUUUCAGGAGAAAAACCAACGAAUUCUCGAAGUUCCGGUUCGAUCCUUGAGGUUCACCCUUCGUUGAAGCUUAAAUAUUCUAUAUCCAAGGCUAAAAUACGACUGGAUAAGGUUGUAGAAGAGGGGGAACUUAAUUCAUUUAUAGCGAGCAAGCUCUACCUGCACUUUAGAGAACUCUAUUCAGAACAAGGGGCACUUAUUCCAUGGUAUAGUCCAUACUGGAUAAUUAUAUAUCAUUUCCAAAGAUGGGUACUUCGAUUAUUCAACAGAUUUUAUCGCAAGUAUCACCAAAGAAUUGGAGCACAAACGGUGAAACCAUUCCGAGAUUUUGGACUGCUUUUAGACAUGGUAAAUUCUCCAAGUGCAAGUUUUGGAUGGCCUGAUUUACAAAGAGUAUUGGCUGAAGAGGGACGUUUAGAAUGGUUACGAUUACAAAAACGGAUGAAGUCUCGACUACAGAAAAGAAAAAAAUUGGAAAAUGACGAAUUUAGUGAACUAACAAGAGACUUAUCGUACAACUACUGGGAUAAACUCAAGUAUUUGGGAGAGGAUGUAAACAUGUUCGAUUAUGAAGGCCAAGAUCAGCGACAUGAAAUGAAAAUUGAAGAGCUUGUGCUGGAUACUGAGUCCAUGGAAAUUGAUGAAUAG
[Candida] anglica is the source of this 780-nucleotide messenger RNA. Lineage: Eukaryota; Fungi; Ascomycota; Pichiomycetes; Serinales; Debaryomycetaceae. The record is from the annotation of a GenBank genome assembly.